Bipolaris sorokiniana ND90Pr is the source of this 1175-nucleotide messenger RNA. RefSeq lists its product as uncharacterized. Lineage: Eukaryota; Fungi; Ascomycota; Dothideomycetes; Pleosporales; Pleosporaceae. The transcript has a single exon. Gene Ontology annotation, molecular function: sulfur dioxygenase activity. Bases 100 to 870 code for a protein of 256 amino acids. The record is from RefSeq and is a predicted model, not a curated record. Gene Ontology annotation, biological process: glutathione metabolic process; hydrogen sulfide metabolic process.
CGAGGCAUCUAGAGGCUCAUAAGACAGGACAUUUCCAAAUGUCCUUGGGAAGAAUCAUCUUAACUACACACAAUCUCCUUACCGAAACCAUUUCAAGUGAUGAAAACUUUGAGAUUCUACAACAAACCCCUACUUUCUACCCCGCUCUCGAACCGAUUACCACAUUGCGUACCCAAGCACCGAGCUAUAAUCCACAACCAUCGCCUAUUGCAUCAGCGGAAUCUUUCCAAAUCUUCUUUCACAGCACAUUGCUCAAUCGGCAAGACGAAGCCCAUUACUUCAACGAUUCGAAACAUGUCCGUCGUAGCCACUCCAACAGACCAAUUCUUUCUAUUCUCAAAAUCUGGAGAACAAGUGAUUCACAACAGCAUGACUGCAACAUCUCAUGAGCCUGCUAUCCACAGUUGCUUUGAAGAAAAAACGGGUACAUGGCAAUACAUAGUCGCCGACCCAUCUACGAACAAAGCCAUCAUCAUCGACGCUGUCCUAGACUACGACGCGAACUCCAGAACCGUUAGCACAUCAACUGCCGACAAUCUACUCGCCAUCAUAUUUCGCCAGGGGUAUCAAGUCGAGAGGAUUCUUGAGACGCAUGCACAUGCCGAUCAUCUCACAGCUGCCUCUUAUCUACAAAGCCGACUUUUGCAAAUCCAAGGAAUCAGGCCGCCGAUUUGUAUUGGGAAGCGUAUCCAUCAAGUUCAACAGUUGUUUGCUGCCAAAUACGGAAUUCCGACCGACGAGUACGAAAACGCGUUUGACCAUCUUUUCGAAGACGAUGAGUCGUUUGCUGUAGGGCAGCUGACGGUAAACGUCAUGCAUCUUCCAGGACACACCCCUGAUCACCUGGGAUACCAAAUCUCGAGUAAGUAGACGAAUGAGGAUCUGGAGUAAGAACAUUCAUGCUGAUCGAUGAGCAGAAAACGUCUUUUGUGGGGACUCCAUCUUCCAUGCAGACAUUGGCACAGCGCGGUGCGACUUUCCUGGGGGCAGUGCAAAGGACCUGUACACGUCGGCAAAGAAAUUGCUUAGUCUACCGGAAGACUUCAAGAUCUGGACUGGCCAUGAUUACCCAGCAUGUCCUGCACGGUGCGAAGCCGUUCCCUGGAUGACGGUUGGUGAUCAUCGGGAGAGAAACAAGCAUGUCUCUAUUGAUGUUGCAGAGGAGGACUUUCUCA